Messenger RNA from Propithecus coquereli (Coquerel's sifaka), 831 nucleotides. RefSeq names its product keratin-associated protein 10-3-like. NCBI's taxonomy places the organism in Eukaryota, Metazoa, Chordata, Mammalia, Primates, Indriidae. The coding region runs from base 1 to 831 and encodes 276 amino acids. Gene Ontology annotation, cellular component: keratin filament. The record is from RefSeq and is a predicted model, not a curated record. The transcript has a single exon.
AUGGCCGCGUCCACCAUGUCUGUCUGCCCCGACUCCUGGCAGGGGGACGACUGCCCAGAGAGCUGCUGCGAGCCCCCCUGCUGCGCCCCCAGCUGCUGCGCCCCGGCCCCGUGCCUGACCCUGGUCUGCAGCCCAGUGAGCUGUGUGUCCAGCCCCUGCCAGUCAGUCUGCAUCAGCACCUGCACGCCCUCGUGCUGCCAGCAGUCUAGCUGUCAGCCCGCUUGCUGCAUCCCCUCCGCCUGCCAGCAGGCCUGCUGUGUGCCCGUGUGCUGCAAGCCCAUGUGCUGUGUGCCCGUGUGCUCUGAGGCCUCCUCUUCAUGCUGCCAGCAGUCUAGCUGCCAGCCGGCUUGCUGCACCUCCUCCCCCUGCCAGCAGUCCUGCUGUGUGCCCGUGUGCUGCAAGCCUGUGUGCUGCAAGCCCGUGUGCUGUGUGCCCGUGUGCUCUGAGGCCUCCUCUUCAAGCUGCCAGCAGUCUAGCUGCCAGCCGGCUUGCUGCACCUCCUCCCCCUGCCAGCAGUCCUGCUGUGUGCCCGUGUGCUGCAAGCCUGUGUGUUGCAAGCCUGUGUGCUGUGUGCCCAUCUGCACCAGGGCCACCACCUGCCUGGCCCCCUUGUGCUGCCAGCCCAGCCCCUGCCCCUCCUCCUGCUGCAGACCUUCCUCCUGCGUGUCCCUCCUCUGCCGCCCCGUGUGCAGACCUGCCUGCUGUGCCCCCUCCUCCUCCUGCCAGCCCAGCUGCUGUCGCCCAGCCUCCUGCGUGUCCCUCCUCUGCCGCCCCGCCUGCCCCCGCCCGGCCUGCUGUGACCUCUCCUCAGGCCAGAGGUCCAGCUGCUGA